UCUGUUGUUAAUAGAUAUCUUGAGUAAUUAUUUAUGUAAGCAAUAUAAAAUAGAUUUAAAUUUAAAGAAUUUUUAAUAAGACCCAUACUUUAAUUUCUUUUUAUGUCACUAUAUUGGUCCUAUGAAAUUAAAGAUCAAGUUUGUUAAUGGCUCAUCAUGGAUGUUGGAACUUAUCGAUGCUUGUCUCCCUUUACCGAAAGUGAAUGGGAGCUAUUGGGAUCUCUAAAUUCAAGUAGAAGUAUCGAAGAUCUAGAUCAUGAAAACAAAACGAAACAAGAAAAUGAACAACGUCUUUGUGGAUACCUGUUAAAACUAGGUGCGAAAGGCAUACUCAAAGGAUGGAAGCAUAGAUGGUUUGUUUAUGAUAACAGACGAUGUAUGUUGUAUUAUUAUAGGAAACCUCAGGACUCGGAACCUCUUGGAUGUAUUGAUAUCUCGAUUUGCACAUUUUCAUAUUCUGCUGAUGAGAAAUCUCUUUUUCAAAUAAGCUCAAAUGACAGAACAUACCAUUUGCAAGCAGAAAACAGAAAUGCCAUGAUGUUUUGGCUUCAAGAAUUGCAAGCAAGGAGAAGAGAGUUCAACAGUCAACAAAAGACUUCACAAAUCACAAGUUCCAAAAAUUCCUGCGGUCUGUUAGCAGAUUUGCAAGUAGAUGCUUUAAAUGACAACACCAGCACUGAAUUAAUCGAACCUGUUCAAAAACCAGCUACAGUUGGAGAUCACACAGCUUUGCAAAAAUUUGAUGGAGGUAGCAUUUCUUGGAAUCUUUCAUUCACAAACUUGAACAAGGAGUUUAAAAACUGGAGAAGGUCAGCUUAUAAUACAGUCCAACAAGCUUCAAUAUCUGAAAAAAGUGUAAGCCCAUCAGCAAGUAACCAUAAAAUUGCAACAGAAUUUGAACCUUCUAUAUCUCAUCCAAUCAGUGAAAACAGAAAAGUGAUCGAUUUAGGUUUUUCAAAGUUAGUCAGUAACAUUAGAAGUUCUUUAUCAGCACCAAGCAUCAGUCAUCCUGUAUUAAAGGACAAUUUAGGUAAUUGCAUGGAAUGUGAUGAGACACGGUCAAUGAUUAAUGUUCUUAAAGAAGCGAUUGGUGUUGCAGAAAAUGAAAUAAAAACACGUGACGAAGUCAUAAAAAGUUUGAGUGAUCAACUCAGAUUGUCUUCUUAUGAAUCAAAACCAGAAAAAAGCCGAACUGAAGAAGAUAAUUUAGAUAAAGAAAACUACAUUUAUCAAUUAACUGGGAUGAUAAGAAAACUUACAGAUGAAAUGAAUAACUUAAAAAUUAUACUUGAAGAGAAAAAUAACCGAUGCUGUGAACUAGCAGAAAAAGAGCUUGUUUUUAAAGAAAUGAUUCAAGCAAAAGAUAAUUCGAUUGUUGAAUUAGCAAAUAAGGUGUUUUUAUUGGAACAGCAACUAGAAAAUGCAACAGAGUUAAUUGUAGUUGAAGAGUCACCAGCUGAGUUGUUAACAAUGAUGAAAGAGGAACAACUAAGUUAUAUUCAGUUAAAGGAGUCAUGUGUUGCAAUUCGUUCUCAGAAUAAUUUCUUAAACAGUGAAAUUUUGGAAUUAAACAAACUUCGUAAAAAAGAUACAGAGAUAAUCAACACUUUAAGCAAAGAAAAUGUUGAGAAGGAAGCCGAGCUAUUAAAGUUAAAAAGUCGCUAUUUAUGGUUGUUAAAAGAAUUCUCAUCACCCAAAAAAGACAAAUCUGCAGAUUCUGAAUUGGCUGCUGAAAUGGUUGAGCAUUUAAUUGAUGAUGCAAUCAAUGAAAAUCAAGACAAAGAUGACCUUAACUCGAAUGCAAAGUUUGCUGACAGAUAUGGUUUUUAUAAUUUAUAUGAAAAUGACGAAGAAUCUUUGGAAAACCUUGCUGAUCAUCUUGAUGCAUUAUCAUCUUAUAAAAAGAUUGAUGCCUCUGAUGUUUCAGUUGGAGUAAAGUGGGAAAAUUUUAUGGUUGCACACAGAACCAACUCUCUCACUAGAACAGAAGAAUUAAAAAAUCUUGUCCGGUGUGGUAUUCCUCAUGAAUACAGAGCUAAAGUAUGGGGAGAGUUAGUGAAUAUACAAGUAGGCUCAACUCGUAAUUUGUUAGGUGUUGGUUAUUAUGCAACAUUGUUAACAGAAAAAAAAGGCAUCUACACUCCUUCUGCAAAACAAAUUGAGCUUGAUUUGUUAAGAACUCUUCCCAACAACAGAUUUUACGAUAAAAUAGAAGCAGAAGGUACAACUAAACUUCGUCGAAUUUUAUUGGCUUACAGUUGGCAUAAUCCUACAGUUGGUUAUUGUCAGGGUUUAAAUCGACUUGGUGCAAUUGCUCUUCUCUAUCUGGACGAAGAAAGUGCUUUUUGGUGCUUGGUUGCAAUUGUGGAACAUUUAAUGCCGAAUGAUUAUUUUAGUAUAUCUUUACUUGGUGCACAAGUAGAUCAGAGAGUAUUUAAAGAUUUAUUAGAGGAAAAGUUUCCGAAGUUAUUUUCACAUCUUCAAUCAAUGCAAUUUGAUGUGUCAUUAAUUUCAUUCAACUGGUUUUUGACAAUAUUUGUUGAUUUUUUUCCUACAGAGGUUGCUUUGAGAGUAUGGGAUACAUUUUUGUUUGAAGGUUGUAAGGUGUUAUUCCGAUUUGCACUGGCCGUAUUUAAAAUUUUCGAAGAAGAUCUUCUUAAAUGUCGAGAAGCAGGACCUUUGUUUUCUUUCUUUAGAAAAAUUCCUCGAUCAAGAUUUGUCAUUGACAAGAUAUGGGAAAUUGCCUUUGUUUCUCUAAAUCCAUUUGGGAUGAGAAACAUCGAAGCGAAAAGAAGGUACCAUCGUCCAUUAUUACAGGAGCAACUUAACGUCUUUGAAGGUAUGCGUCAUGAUCACAGUUUAAAACGCAUCGAUAAUGAAACAUCAGAACAAGAUCAGCUUAGCGACGAUGAAAACUAAAUUGUUUUAUUUUUUCUAGUUUUUAAUUUAUGCAUAUAUUGCAACUAUUUGUAAAUAUAUAUAUAAACAAUUUGUCCAUAUAUAUAUAUAUAUAUAUAUAUAUAUAUAUAUAUAUAUAUAUAUAUAUAUAUAUAUAUAUAUAUAUAUAUAUGUAUAGCCUUAACCGUUUUGUCGAAUUUUGUAUAUUUGCAGUUUUAAAAGAAUGAGUUAUAUUUUAA
Molecule: messenger RNA, 3137 nt
Organism: Hydra vulgaris (swiftwater hydra)
Lineage: Eukaryota; Metazoa; Cnidaria; Hydrozoa; Anthoathecata; Hydridae
Product: TBC1 domain family member 2B
Source: RefSeq, a predicted model, not a curated record